This is a messenger RNA of Cyclopterus lumpus (lumpfish), 1787 nucleotides long. RefSeq names its product transmembrane protein 43. The transcript has 12 exons. NCBI's taxonomy places the organism in Eukaryota, Metazoa, Chordata, Actinopteri, Perciformes, Cyclopteridae. The record is from RefSeq and is a predicted model, not a curated record. Gene Ontology annotation, cellular component: nuclear inner membrane. Gene Ontology annotation, biological process: nuclear membrane organization. The coding region runs from base 236 to 1441 and encodes 401 amino acids.
GAGAAGAGACGUCUGGGUCGGAAAAUAUAUAGUUGAGGUUGGGCGUGAGUGGAAAUACUUCUGAUAUUGUACGCCGACACCGCCCACCCCUGCGAAUUUCGGUCAACGCCGGUUUGUAAAUGAAAGUGUUUCUCUCUCUCAUGUUCCGUGGAUGUUUCUAGCUGGGCAUUUUUGUAAGCUGCAACAACUUUAGCCGUCGUUACUGUUCGACUGCGGAGUUAAACAAGUCAGAGAAAUGUCUUCGGCACAGACAUUUUCAGACCCAAAUCAACACAAGCGUGUAUCUCUUCAGUCCAACCCUGGAUUCCUGGAGCGAUUGAGUGAAACUGCAGGAGGAACAGUUGUUGGUAUUGGACUGUUUUUCCUUUCAUUCUAUGUUCUUUUUACCAACGAGGGACGGGCUCUGCAAACAGCAUAUUCCCUGAAUGAGGGUCUUUCUCAGGUUGUGUUGUUGGGGCCUUUCUCUAGCCUCGACCUGCAGAACAACAACCACUUAGUUCACCUGUCUUCACAGCUGCACACCUCACAGCCCCUCCAUGACCCCAAUUACAGAGUUGCAGUGCAGGCAGUGAAGCUGAAGAGGCAGGUGGAGAUGUAUCAGUGGGUGGAGUACCGGGAGAGCAAGGACUACCAAGAGGACGGUGAGACCAAAACUGAGACGACGUACAACUACAAUACAGAGUGGAAAUCUGAGAUGGUCAACAGUCGUAAUUUUGAUAAAGAAAUUGGCCACCAGAACCCAAGUGCCAUGGCGGUUGAGAGUGUUACAGUCGUGGCCCCUGAAGUUGGAGUUGGACCUUUCAGUCUGUCUAAAGGCCUUGUGGAGCAGAUAAAUAACUUCCAGACGCUGAGUCUAAGGGAUUUUUCUACCUUUAACUUGGCCCCUUUUCUCAGCGUUGAUGACGAUUAUUUCUAUCACACUCAUAACCCACGCAGGCCGGAGGUUGGGGAUGUGCGUGUGAGAUUCUCCUUUGCUGGACUGAGUGGGGAGACAUCUCCCCUCGGCCGCGCUCAAACUGUCAGUAUUGUGGCCAUGCAGAGAGGGGAGCAGCUGAUGCCUUUUAAAACCAAGUCAGGAGACACACUGGAGAUCCUCUACCUUGAGGAGCUCUCUGCAGAGGAGGUUUUUGCAAAAGAACUCCACUACAACAGUAUGAAGACAUGGGGCCUCAGGGCUGCAGGCUGGGCCCUCAUGUUCCUCAGUAUUCAGCUGACUAUGCGCAUCAUCUACACACUGGUGGAUUGGGUUCCUGUUCUCAGAGAGCUUGUGUCUGUGGGGCUGAAGAUCUUCGCCCUGUGUGUCUCCUGCUCUCUCUCCCUUCUCACCAUCGGAGUGGGUUGGAUUUUUUACCGACCAUUAGUGGCUGUGGCUCUGGGAGCUCUAGCUCUGCUACCGGUGUUUCUCGCCCGCUCACGACUUCCAGCCAAGAAGAAUGAAUGACUUUAAAACUGAUGAGUAUCACAACCACUUCUGAUGCCUAGCUGCAGCUAUUCAUCACAUAAAUGACAGCAUUGAGCAGCGUUCUUUCAACAGCAGGGUUGUAAACCAUAUAGGAUUUUCUUUCUUGGGUAGAAUACACAUUCUAUAGUGAUGAAUGUGUUUAUGAAGUGGGCAUCGCUUUAUCACUCUGUAGAUUUAUUUUUGGUAUGAAAAGAAAUCACACAUCAACCACUGCUGACAUUGUCCAUCGGACACAAGAGGAAGUUGUUGUUGUUGUUGCCUUCAGACCACAAAUGUUCAGAUGUGGCCGUUGUGAAUUUGCACAUUAAAAUCCUCACAAGCCUAA